Molecule: messenger RNA, 2415 nt
Organism: Haliotis rufescens (red abalone)
Lineage: Eukaryota; Metazoa; Mollusca; Gastropoda; Lepetellida; Haliotidae
Product: soluble scavenger receptor cysteine-rich domain-containing protein SSC5D-like
Exons: 5
Coding region: 1-2415 (804 amino acids)
Source: RefSeq, a predicted model, not a curated record
AUGGCAUUUAUAACCCCCUAUCCUUUCCAAACAGAGAACAAGGCACACCCCACCUGCAGUAUAACCCCCUAUCCUGUCCACACAAAGAACAAGGCACACCCCACCUGCAGUAUAACCCCCUACCCUGUCCACACAGAGACCAAGGCACACCCCACCUGCAGUAUAACCCCCUAUCCUUUCAACACAAAGAACAAGGCACACCCCACCUGCAGUAUAACCCCCUAUUCUUUCCACACAAAGAACAAGACACACCCCACCUGCAGUAUAACCCCCUUUCCUUUCCACACAGAGAACAAGGUCAAGGCACACCCCAACUGCAGUAUAACCCCCUACCCUGUCAACACAGAUAACAAGGCACAUCCCACCUGCAGUAUAACCCCCUAUCCUUUCCACACAAAGAACAAGGCACAUCCAACCUGCAGUAUAACCCCCUACCCUGUCCACACAAAGAACAAGGCACACCCCACCUGCAGUAUAACCCCCUACCCCGUCCACACAAAGAACAAGGCACACCCCACCUGCAGUGUAACCCCCUAUCCUUUCCACACAAAGAACAAGGCACACCCCACCUGCAGUAUAACCCCCUAUUCUUUCCACACAAAGAACAAGACACACCCCACCUGCAGUAUAACCCCCUAUCCUUUCCACACAAAGAACAAGGCACACCCCACCUGCAGUAUAACCCCCUAUCCUUUCCACACAGAGAACAAGGCACACCCCACCUGCAGUAUAACCCCCUAUCCUUUCCACACAAAGAACAAGGCACACCCCACCUGCAGUAUAACCCCCUACCCUGUCCACACAGAGAACAAGGCACACCCCACCUGCAGUAUAACCCCCUAUCCUUUCCACACAAAGAACAAGGUCAAGGCACACCCCACCUGCAGUAUAACCCCCUAUCCUGUCCACACAGAGAACAAGGCACACCCCACCUGCAGUAUAACCCCCUAUCCUUUCCACACAAAGAACAAGGCACACCCCACCUGCAGUAUAACCCCCUAUCCUUUCCACACAAAGAACAAGGCACAUCCCACCUGCAGUAUAACCCCCUAUCCUUUCCACACAGAGAACAAGGCACACCCCACCUGCAGUAUAACCCCCUAUCCUUUCCACACAAAGAACAAGGCACACCUCACCUGCAGUAUAACCCCCUAUCCUUUCCACACAAAGAACAAGGCACACCCCACCUGCAGUAUAACCCCCUAUUCUUUCCACACAAAGAACAAGACACACCCCACCUGCAGUAUAACCCCCUAUCCUUUCCACACAAAGAACAAGGCACACCCCACCUGCAGUAUAACCCCCUAUCCUUUCCACACAGAGAACAAGGCACACCCCACCUGCAGUAUAACCCCCUAUCCUUUCCACACAAAGAACAAGGCACACCCCACCUGCAGUAUAACCCCCUACCCUGUCCACACAGAGAACAAGGCACACCCCACCUUCAGUAUAACCCCCUAUCCUUUCCACACCAAGAACAAGGCACACCCCACCUGCAGUAUAACCCCCUAUUCUUUCCACACAAAGAACAAGACACACCCCACCUGCAGUAUAACCCCCUAUCCUUUCCACACAAAGAACAAGGCACACCCCACCUGCAGUAUAACCCCCUAUCCUUUCCACACAAAGAACAAGGCACACCCCACCUGCAGUAUAACCCCCUAUCCUUUCCACACAAAGAACAAGGCACAUCCCACCUGCAGUAUAACCCCCUAUCCUUUCCACACAGAGAACAAGGCACACCCCACCUGCAGUAUAACCCCCUAUCCUUUCCACACAAAGAACAAGGCACACCCCACCUGCAAGAACAAGGCACACCCCACCUGCAGUAUAACCCCCUAUCCUUUCCACACCAAGAAGAAGGCACACCCAACCUGCAGUAUAACCCCCUACCCUGUCCACACAAAGAUCAAGGCACACCCCACCUGCAGUAUAACCCCCUAUUCUUUCCACACAGAUAACAAGGCACACCCAACCUGCAGUAUAACCCCCUAUCCUUUCCACAGAGAACAAGGCACACCCCACCUGCAGUAUAACCCCUAUCCUUUCCACACAAAGGUCAAGGCACACCCCAACUGCAGUAUAACCCCCUACCCUGUCCACACAGAUAACAAGGCACAUCCCACCUGCAGUAUAACCCCCUACCCUGUCCACACAAAGAACAAGGCACACCCCACCUGCAGUAUAACCCCCUACCCCGUCCACACAAAGAACAAUGCACACCCCACCUGCAGUAUAACCCCCUACCCUGUCCACACAAAGAACAAGGCACACCCCACCUGCAGUAUAACCCCCUACCCUGUCCACACAAAGAACAAGGCACACCCCACCUGCAGUAUAACCCCCUACCCUGUCCACACAAAGAACAAGGCACACCCCACCUGCAGUAUAACCCCCUACCCUGUCCAUACCUAA